Coffea eugenioides is the source of this 2791-nucleotide messenger RNA. RefSeq names its product protein SIEVE ELEMENT OCCLUSION B-like. The transcript is spliced from 7 exons. Lineage: Eukaryota; Viridiplantae; Streptophyta; Magnoliopsida; Gentianales; Rubiaceae. Gene Ontology annotation, biological process: phloem development. The record is from RefSeq and is a predicted model, not a curated record. Bases 42 to 2507 code for a protein of 821 amino acids.
GCCACCACAUCUCUCAUCAAAGACCUCAACCUAUUCCCGCAAUGGCUAGUGAAAUGGUGCCAACUACAAGGGGCCAGCAAUUGCAGCCCAUACAGCCAAUUCAGCAAUUGCAGCCUGUGUCUCGCCCAAUGACUGAAAAUGUACCCACCACUAGGGGCCACCCAAUGACUCAAGCAACCCACGAAAUAGCUCCCAGUACCAGGGGUCAGCCAUCGACUACAGCUCGCCCUUACCUCGGUGAAUCACGCCCCCACUUUGGUGAAGGGCAGGCUCACCUUGGAGAAGGGCAGGCUCACCUUGGCGAAGCGCAGGCUCACCUUGGUGAAGUGCCUGCUGCUGUUAGGGGUCAUCCCCCCACAAAUGUGCCUGGUAUUUUGAAGACUCAACCAAAAACUGCAAUUGCACCUGCCGGCAGGAGCGGCCAUUUGACGAGGGAACGUCAUCUGUUCUCAAGUUCAGAUGAUAAUGCCAUGAUGAAGCAAAUUCUAGCCGCACAUGCUCCAGAUGGCCGUGAAUUUGAUGUAAAAGCUCUCGUCUUCAUCGUUGAGGAUAUCAUGCGCCGUGCUACAUUUCUUGGCGAAGGAGCACAAAGUCAAGCUCCUGCUGAUACGUGGGAGGAUAGGGCUAUUCACAGCGGUUACACUGACAUGCUAGAACUUUUAGCAUAUCCUAUCAACAAAACAAAUUCUGAGCUAAUCUGCAAGUGCAGUUCGGGAGGAGAUGCACAUUCAAUAACUAUGGCACUCUUCCAGACACUGUCAAGCUAUACUUGGGAGGCCAAGGUGGCAAUAGCCUUUGCGGCUUUUGCUGUGAGUUAUGGUGAGUUCUGGCUGGUUGCUCAGCUUUACACCACAAAUCCACUAGCCAAGUCAGUUGCAGUUCUUAAGGAACUUCCAGAAAUAAUGGCGCAUACUGAAGCCUUGAAGCAAAAGUUUGAGGCAGUUAAUAACCUCAUUAACGCAAUGCUGAAUGUGACUCAUUGCAUUGUUAAGUUCAAGGAGCUCCCUACACAGUACAUUAACCCUGAAUCACCUGAAAUGAUGUCUGCUGCUGCCCAUAUCCCCACAGCAGUUUACUGGACCGUUCGUAGCAUUGUUGCUUGUUCGUUUAUACUGCUGAACCUUAUAGCCCUUGGACACGAAUAUGUCGCCUCAGCUGCAGAGGCGUGGGAAUUGAAUAGCUUGGCUCAUAAGCUUGCCAGCAUAAAAGAGCACCUGGAAAGGCAAAUGGAUAUUAUAAACCGGAGAAUAGAGGAGAGGAGAGAAAAUGACGCAUUUCUAGCACUUGUUCGACUCUUUGAGACAACCCACAUUGACAACAUGAAGAUUCUUAAGGCUUUGAUAUAUGCCAAGGAGGACCAGCUGCCCCUCUUUGAUGGAACUCACAAGAGAAGAGCUAGCCUUGAUGUAUUGAGGAGGAAACAUGUAUUGCUACUCAUUUCAGACCUUGACAUGUCCCAUGAAGAGCUCUCAGUCCUCCAUCAGAUGUACUCUGAAUCAAGGCAACAGCCAACUAGGCCAGAGAGUCAGUACGAGGUUGUUUGGCUUCCAGUUAUUGACAGAUUAUUACCGUGGCAUGAUGCAACUGAUAAGCAGUUUCAGCUUGUCCAAACCUCAAUGCCAUGGUACUCAGUGGCUCACCCAAUGAUGCUUGACCCUGCUGUCAUCAGAUUCAUCAAGGAGAUCUGGGGCUUUAACAAGAAACCUCAGCUUGUUGUCCUGGAUCCACAGGGAAAAGACUCAAAUCGCAAUGCUUUGCACAUGAUGUGGAUUUGGGGUAGUUUAGCUUUCCCUUUCACUAAAGCAAAAGAAGAAGCACUGUGGAGGGAAGAAACCUGGAGGAUUGAUUUGUUGGCUGACUCCAUUGAUCCAAACCUUUUCCUUUGGGUAAAUGAAAACAGAUACAUAUGCUUGUAUGGUGGAGAGGACAUCGAAUGGAUCAGGAAAUUCACAAAUACUGUGCGGGGUGCUGCAAAUGCUGCAGGUAUCCGACUGGAGAUGCUCUAUGUAGGGAAAAGCAACCCCAAGGAAAGGGUGAGGAGAAACAAUUCCAUCAUCCAGUCUGAGAACCUGAGCCACAUUCUGCCUGACCUGACUCUGAUCUGGUUUUUCUGGGUGAGGCUGGAGAGCAUGUGGCACUCCAAGAAUCAACAUGGGAUGACAGUGGAGAAUGAUCCGAUAAUGCAAGAGAUUGUGACCAUGCUUAGCUUUGACGGAAGUGACCAGGGAUGGGCUGUCUUCAGCAGAGGUUCGCAUGAGAUGGCUAAAGGAAAAGCCGAAACAAUUUAUGAAUGCAUGAGCCAGUUUGAUCGGUGGAAGGACAAAGUUGUUUACCCCGAUGGCUUUGUGAUUGCGAUGAAUGACCAUCUUCGUGAGCUCCACACCCCCCAUCAUUGCAACCGCCUGAUAUUGCCCGGAACUACUGGGCAAAUUCCUGAGAGGGUGGUUUGUGCUGAAUGCGGCCGUCCCAUGGAGAGGUUCAUCAUGUACCGUUGCUGCAUCGAUUAAAUUCAGCAUUUGAGCUGAACCCAGGUCACGUUAGCUUUGGAGAACCAACAUUGAAUAAUAAUAACAAUAAUAAGCAAGCAGCUCUGCUUCUCCAAAGUCCAAACUAAACUACUACUACCAUAUAUUCAAAGAGUUUGCUAUUAUGCCGUGGUACUCCUAAGAAUAAAGCUGCUGUACUUUUUGCUUCCAUGGCUUUUCUGCCUCCUACGAUGACACUAAUAGUGCUGUGUGCUGUAAAAAUAUGAAAUAUUCCCAGUCGUGAAUAAACGAAACUUUUCGCUUAA